CCUUGUGGGAAACCUGGAAAUCUCUCUAUUCGCGAUCUCUUCUCUCUCUCUCUCUCUCUCUCUCUUACUCGAAGCAGAGACGCACUUCCAAACCCUAAUCCGACGACCUCUCCUCGCCGCUCAAUCCUCAUCGCCGAUUCGUGCCGGCUCUGUUUUUUGAUGAAAUUGCGUAACGAUGGCUGGAUAUUCAACGAAAGGAGCUCCUACUAAUGGAUCAGUCUACGUUUCCAAUCUCCCUUUAGGCACUGACGAGAAUAUGUUGGCUGAAUAUUUUGGGACCAUUGGGUUGCUUAAGAGAGACAAACGAACUGGUACUCCCAAGGUAUGGCUGUACAGAGACAAAGAGACUGAUGAGCCCAAGGGGGAUGCUACUGUUACCUAUGAGGACCCGCAUGCUGCUCUGGCUGCUGUUGAAUGGUUCAAUAACAAAGAUUUCCAUGGAAGCACCAUUGGAGUUCUUAUGGCCGAGUCGAAGAACAAAAAUGCCGGUGAUUCAGUUGAGUUUCUUGGAUUUGAUGGAGGUGCUAAGGAGGAAACUAAUGAAGGUGCUGGAAGGGGGAGAGGCCAGGCUGAUUCUUCGGCCAAGCCAUGGCAGCAAGAUGGUGACUGGAUGUGCCCAAAUACAAGUUGUACAAAUGUGAAUUUUGCAUUCCGUGGGGUUUGUAACCGCUGUGGAACUGCCCGACCAGCUGGUGCAUCUGGUGGCAGCAUGGGGGCAGGUGGUCGUGGAAGGGGUCGAGGUGGAGGCACUGAUGGUGGGCCACCGGGAAAGCAGCCCAGUGGUGCUCCUACUGGUCUUUUUGGUCCAAAUGAUUGGGCUUGUCCAAUGUGUGGCAAUGUCAACUGGGCUAAACGUUUAAAAUGUAAUAUCUGCAACACCAACAAACCUGGUCAGAAUGAAGGUGGUGUGAGGGGAGGUCGUGGUGGUGGUUACAAGGAAUUGGAUGAACAAGAAUUAGAGGAAACAAAGAGACGCAGGCGUGAGGCUGAAGAAGAUGAUGGUGAAAUGUAUGAUGAGUUUGGGAAUCUGAAGAAGAAGUACCGUGUUAAAACGCACCAAGCUGACAACAGGCCUGCUGUUGCUGCUGGUCGUGCUGGGUGGGAAGUCGAGGAACUAGGUAUUGAUAAAGAUGGAAGAGAGAGAAGCAGAGACAGGCAAAGAGACCGAGGUAGAGAUCAUCUCUAUGAUAAGGAUAGACGCAGAAGCAGAAGUCGAGAUAGGGAAAGAGGCAAGGAGCGUGACUAUGACUAUGACCAUGAUCGGGACCGAGACUAUGGUCGUGAACGUGGAAGUAGGUACCGUAACUGAGAGGCUUGUCAUAAGUGUUUAGGAUAGCGUUUCUUAUCUGCUUUGUCGACUUAAACUUCUUCAACGGUUUCAUUACAACGUCUUGGACUUCUUCUUCUUUUUUUCUUUUUUACUUAUUGUGUGAAUUUAAAAAUAUUUUUGGUACUUCAAUGGCUAUUGUUUUUAUUGAGUCACUUAUAUUGCUCUGAUUAUGUUGUGAAGAAUAUCCCAUGAUUAUCGUUUUGAAAAAUUGAUAAUUAUGUCAAAGCAUGGAGUAUUAAAUUAA
This is a messenger RNA of Capsella rubella, 1574 nucleotides long. Its product is annotated as transcription initiation factor TFIID subunit 15. NCBI's taxonomy places the organism in Eukaryota, Viridiplantae, Streptophyta, Magnoliopsida, Brassicales, Brassicaceae. Gene Ontology annotation, molecular function: RNA binding. Bases 176 to 1309 code for a protein of 377 amino acids. The record is from RefSeq and is a predicted model, not a curated record. The transcript has 8 exons.